UGUUUGGUGGCGAGGAGUGGGGCUACGCGCGGAGAGGCCUGACCUGGCAGGACUACCUUGGGUCGGCUGUGCCGGCCGAGCUUUGCUGUUGAGGUCUGGUCUCUUCCACUGGGCCCGGGAAGAUGGUGCUGGGUGGUUGCCCGGUGAGUUACUUACUUCUGUGCGGCCAGGCGGCUUUGCUGCUGGGGAAUCUACUUCUGCUUCACUGUGUCUCUCGGAGCCACUCACACAACGCUACCGCCGAGCCCGAGCUCACAUCCGCUGGCGCCGCCCACCCAGAGGGCUCCGCCGGCGCUCCGAGCUGGGAAUAUGGCGACCCCCAGUCUCCAGUCAUCCUUUGCUCUUACCUACCUGAUGAAUUUAUAGAAUGUGACGACCCAGUGGAUCAUGUUGGAAAUGCAACUGCAUCCCAGGAACUCGGUUAUGGUUGUCUCAAGUUUGGUGGUCAGGCCUACAGUGACGUGGAACACACUUCAGUCCAGUGCCGGGCCCUAGAUGGGAUUGAAUGUGCCAGUCCUAGGACUUUCCUACGAGAGAAUAAACCUUGUAUAAAAUAUACUGGACACUACUUCAUAACCACUUUACUGUACUCUUUCUUCCUGGGAUGUUUUGGAGUGGAUCGUUUCUGUCUGGGACACACUGGCACAGCAGUAGGGAAGCUGUUGACACUUGGGGGACUUGGGAUUUGGUGGUUUGUUGACCUUAUUUUGCUUAUUACUGGAGGGCUGAUGCCAAGUGAUGGCAGCAAUUGGUGCACUGUUUACUAAAAAGAGCAACCAUCAUGGCCCAGAGAGGCACGUCUUCUGAAUUCAUCUCUACAGGCUCAAAACUCUUCCUUGAUGCCAGACCUGACCAUUACUUUCCCUCUUUGGAGGGAAUGGGUUUGGUUAGGAAGGUUUCUCUGGACUCCGGGUUUUCAACCCAAAUUUUACCUUGCAGACUAGAAAUGACAAACCAACAGUGUUUGGGAAUCAAGUGUGUACCUUUCCUCAUGUACAAAAUAUAAAGGAUAGUGACUAACUUAUAAGCUGCAGAGGGGUUUGCGUGCUCUUUAUUUCUGUACAUUGCUGUAUCUUUAAUACUUUGGAGCAAGUGGACCCAACAAGAUGAGCAAGUGAACCUUGUGCCUUUUGUGACCCUAAAUCUUCAUGCAGAAGAGAUCUGAAGCUGAACCAGUGAAAAUCUUCAGCAGAAGUAAAAUGGCCAUGGAUUUUAAUACACACUGAAAUUCUGACUUUCUGAAUUUAAAUUGCAGAAUAAACUUUGCCAACCUGGAA
Felis catus (domestic cat) is the source of this 1277-nucleotide messenger RNA. RefSeq names its product TM2 domain containing 2 (gene TM2D2). The record is from RefSeq and is a predicted model, not a curated record. The transcript has 4 exons. Lineage: Eukaryota; Metazoa; Chordata; Mammalia; Carnivora; Felidae. Bases 123 to 767 code for a protein of 214 amino acids.